Molecule: messenger RNA, 13588 nt
Organism: Agrilus planipennis (emerald ash borer)
Lineage: Eukaryota; Metazoa; Arthropoda; Insecta; Coleoptera; Buprestidae
Gene: kst
Product: spectrin beta chain, non-erythrocytic 1
Exons: 28
Coding region: 170-13588 (4472 amino acids)
Biological process (GO): actin cytoskeleton organization
Cellular component (GO): cell junction; cell projection; cortical actin cytoskeleton
Molecular function (GO): phospholipid binding; actin filament binding
Source: RefSeq, a predicted model, not a curated record
CUACUUACAUUGCACAGCGUUCAUUUUCCUAACAAUGUUUCUUAAGGUUGUGUUUAAUUAUGUCAGUGUAAAGUGUACAUAUUCUGUACGUGUAAUUGGAUUUAUUUAAUGUGGUGCUAGUAUUAUUAGGGUGACGCAAAAUCACUUUACAUACAAUAUUGUGGAAAUUAUGCGCAGGAGUCCGUACGUGGGCCCUGUACAUUAUGAGCCAAGAGGUCCUCCAAAAGUCCAAGUUCGAACCAGCAUGAGCCAGCGAGAUGAAGUGCAAAAAUUUGAACAGGGCCGUAUUAGGUUCCUGCAAGAAGAAAGGCUUCACAUACAAAAGAAGACCUUCACAAAAUGGAUGAAUUCUUUCCUCACAAAAGCUCGCAUGGAGGUAGAAGACCUCUUUGUCGAUCUUGCCGAUGGCAGGAAACUUUUAAAAUUGCUAGAAAUAAUUUCUGGUGAAAAAUUAGGAAAGCCGAAUAAUGGUAGAAUGCGGGUCCAUAAAAUCGAAAACGUAAACAAAAGUUUAUCGUUUCUCCACACGAAGGUCCGUCUAGAAAGUAUCGGUGCUGAAGAUAUUGUAGACGGCAACCCUCGAUUAAUUUUAGGUUUAAUUUGGACGAUUAUUUUAAGGUUCCAGAUCCAAGAAAUCGAAAUUGAUGUGGACGAAGAAAAUGAAAGUUCGGAAAAGAAAUCAGCCAAAGAUGCGCUGUUGCUUUGGGCGCAGCGCAAAACUUCGGGUUACCCCAACGUCGAAAUUACAGACUUUUCUGGUUCGUGGAGGAACGGUUUGGGCUUCAAUGCCCUAAUCCAUUCUCAUCGACCGGAUUUGUUUGACUUCAAUAGCUUAAAUCCAAAUAAACAUAUCGAAAAUCUGAACCACGCCUUCGACGUGGCUAAUAACGAACUUGGCAUACCUCCACUUUUAGAUGCAGAAGACAUUGACAACAGCAGACCUGAUGAAAAAAGUAUAAUGACUUACGUAGCUUCCUAUUACCAUACAUUUGCCAGAAUGAAAAACGAAGCCAAAAGUGGAAGGCGAAUUGCAAAGAUUGUAAGUCAAAUGGCAGAGGCAGAUAAUAUGAAACUAAUCUACGACAAACUUACAACUGAUCUACUCGAGUGGAUUCAAGCUAAAGUCUUGGAAUUAAGUGAUAGAAAUUUUCCUAAUUCUUUAGAAGGAAUUCAAAGUCUUCUUGUAUCUUUUGGACACUACAGAACCCAAGAAAAACCUCCAAAGUAUAAGGAAAGAAGCGAAAUAGAAGCACUUUUCUUCCAAAUCAACACCCAACUGAAAGAAUUAAGACAACCUGCUUUCAUUCCAAUUGACGGAAAGAUGGUCCAAGAUAUCGAAAGAGCAUGGGAAGCUCUGGAAAGAGCAGAACAUAGUAGAGAAGUAGCUUUGCGAAGUGAAUUGAGGAGGCAGGAAAGACUGGAACAAUUAAAUUAUAAGUUCGAAAGAAAGAGCAUCCUAAGAGAGGGGUAUCUUAAGGAAAUGAUCCAAGUGUUGUCGGAUCCCAGAUAUGGAUCAAAUCUAACCCAAGUCGAUGCUACAGUUAAGAAGCAUGAAGCUAUUUCCGCUGAUAUUUUGGCCAGGAAAGAACGGUUCCACGAUUUAACAAACAUGUGCGAAGAAUUAGUGAGAGAAAACUACAAAAAUGCUGAAAGAGUAAAAGCCCGUGAAAGUGAAACGUUAGAAAAAUGGCGACAUUUAUUACAUCUCCUUGAAAAACACAAAACCAAUCUGAAUAAUAUGGGCAACGUGAUGAGCUUGCUUAGAGAAAUCGAUAGUGCCUUGACGACUAUGGUCGAACUAAAGUCAGAAUUGUCAUCAAACGAUACUGGAAUCCAUUUGCUGGCAGUCGAAGAAUUGUUGCAAAAGCAUGCACUUCAAGAACUCCAAGUCACUUCCGUGGGGGAGUCAUGUAGAAGGGUGCGUCGAUUAGGAGACAUUUUGGCAUCUCAGAAUCCUAGAGAAGAAAAAGUGAUCAACGAGAAAAUUGAUGAGAUGGAAACAGCUUAUCAAGAGCUACAAGAAAGUAGUGCAAAAAGAAAGGUUCUGUUGGAAGAUGCAAGAAACUUCUUUCAGUUUUUACAAGAUCAAGAAGACGAAGAGGCUUGGAUUAUCGAAAAGCAAUUCUUAUGCCAAACGGGGAUCAUUGCUAAAGACCUGAGAGGUGUUCUAAGUCUCUUACAGAAACACAAAUUACUACAAGACGAAAUUAAAAUGAGGAAAACAAAAUUCGAUCGUCUUUGUACUAUUGGAAAACAACUUAUCACCGAAAAACAUCCUCGUUCUGCCGAAAUUCAGCAACGUUUCGACUCUACCAAUAAAGAAUGGAACAAAUUGGAAAAACUGGUUGCCGAACGUGCCAAACAGCUUAACGAUGCUGCCGAAGCUUAUCAGUUUUACGCUGAUGCAAACGAAGCUGACUCCUGGCUAAACGAAAAGAUGUCCAUUUUGGCGUCCACAGAUUAUGGGUCAGAUGAACCAAGUGCACAAGCACUUCUCCAAAGGCACAAGGAUCUCGAAGGCGAACUUAACGCCUAUCAUGGAGACGUACAAAGUUUGAACGCCCAGGCUGAAAAACUGAUUGCGGCUGGGAUUUCCAAUCUGAAUCUCGGUACCGAGACUGAAGUGAAUGGACCUGUUGAAGAAUGGACCCAUGAAAUUCGAUUGGUGCCUAAAGAAGUUUGGGAAGAAGAACCUGUGGAGAAGAUCGAACACAAAACCCACGUUGAAGAACGCAAAGUGCCACAAGUGAAAGCCCUUUAUCCUUACACCGGACAUGGAUUUUCUAUGAACAAGGGCGAAGUUAUGUUCCUCUUGAACAAAAGUAACCCAGAUUGGUGGAGUGUUCGUAAAGCUGACGGUACGGAUGGCUUUGCCCCCGCGAAUUACGUCGUUGAAGUUGAAUCUAGAAUUAUGCAUAUUCAGGUGAGAAAACCUGAAAAAGUAACGGUAAUGCAAAAAGUAAAAAAGACCAAAAUGAUAAAACAGAAAAUACCAGUGAAAAUUGUUAAGCCUGUGAGUCACGAUGCCAAAAGAAUGAGCGACGAUAACGGUAGCGUUCCAAAAAGACAGAAAAAAAUUAACGAAACGUACGACAAAUUACAAGAAUUGGCCACCAAAAGACAUGCACUUCUCGAGGACGCGAUUCGACUCUACCAAUUUUACCGAGAGUGUGACGAUUUUGAAAAGUGGAUGAAGGACAAGGAGAAACUACUUGCGAGUGACGAUCCUUCUGAGAGCGUCGAACAGGCCAAACGCAAAUUUGAGAAAUUUUUAACAGACUUGUCAGCAAACCAUAAGCGAAUAGAAGUUUUAGAUGCGGAAGUGCAAAACUUUGAGGACCAGAACCAUUCACAAAUAGACAAAGUUCGAGCAAGACAAAGACAAAUACAUUCCUCCUGGGAUCGUCUCAACAAACUUAAGGCACUUAAGGAGCGUAGUUUAGAAGGUGCUAGUAGUGUCGAAUUAUUCCAGAGAACCUGUGACGAAGCCAAAGACUGGAUGCUAGAAAAGAUGACCCAGUUGGACACUGCAGAGCUAGGACCUGACUUGAAAACAGUACAAGCAUUACAACGACGUCACCAAAACCUCGAAAGGGAAUUGGCUCCUGUUGAAGAAAAAGUUAAGAGAGUUACUUUACUUGCAAGUUCCGUAAAGAAAGCGUAUCCUCAAGAGCUUAAAAAUGUGGCCACAAGAGAAGUUGAAAUAAACGGUCUAUGGAAAAAAGUCAAAGAUAAAGCGAUGGAUAGAAGAAAUAGACUUCAGAACGCAGUUGGCCAUAAAAUAUUUGAUAACAGUUCCAGAGCGUUACUUGGUUGGGUGGCUAAUGUAAAAGAUCAAUUAAAUGCAGAUGCAUCCGCAAGAGAUGUACAAACCGCCGAAAACUUGCUAAAGAAUCACAAAGACCUACACGAAGAAAUAAAAGCACACGAAGACGAAUUUGCUGAAAUUACCGAUUUGGGAAAUAAACUUCUGAAGGCAAAUCCUGGAGCCACAGAUGUAGCUGAAACCUUGGAUCGUUUAGCAGCAGAACAUGAAGCCAUACAGAGAGGCUGGAACGAGAAAGAAAAAUGGCUCCAGCAAUGUCUUCAGCUUCAAAUGUUUAACAAAGAAGCUGACAAUAUUGAUGCUGUCACUUCAAGUCAUUUGGCUUAUUUGGAAUUCAACAAUCUUGGAGAAUCUCUGGAUGAAGUGGAAGCUAUUCUAAAACAACAUAGAGCCUUUGCAAAUACGCUUAACGCACAGGACGAGCGUCUCAAAGCCCUUUCUGAUAAAGCUGACGUCCUCAUUGCUGAAAACCAUUAUGGAGCCCAAAAUAUCGACGAUAGACGCCAACAAGUACUGGAGCGUCGACAGAAUGUGAAAGAUCUGUGCCAAGCAAGAACCUACGCGCUAGAGGCUUCCAAAAACUUCCAAGAAUUCCGUGCAGAAGUAAACGACUUAAGAGCUUGGCUAAACGAAAAGCUAAAAACUGCUUCAGACGAAAGUUACCGAGACCUUAGUAAUCUUGAACGGAAACUCCAAAAGCACGAAGCUUUCGAACGAGAACUAAGAGCGAACGAAGGUCAACUUAGAACCGUUAACAAACUGGGUCAAGCUCUUAUAGCUCAAGAUAGUUAUCAAAAAGACGAAGUUGCAAAAACCUUGCACAGCCUAAACGAAGAGUGGAAGCAAUUGGUAGGAAUCUCCUUAGAAAAAGGAAGGAGACUUAAACAAGCCAUCACAGAAUAUGACUAUAACGUUUCCAUCGAAGAUGUCUACAUGAGAUUAGAGGUCAUAGAAACUACCAUCAGUCACGCCCCAGUUGGAGACGAUCUAAGAUCAUGUAAAGAUCUGUUGAAAAAACACGAAACUAUUGAAGCUGAAUUGAGCUUGUGUAAAGCAAGAAUCGAAGAACUGCUUCUUCAGAGUGACGAAAUGGCACAAGAAGGACACUUCAACGCCCACAAAGUAAACAAAAAGGCUUUAGAAGCGAAAGCUAAGCUCGCAGAUUUGGACGAACCUGUAAAAAGACGUCGAGAAGAACUAGAAGAAUCUUUGAAAUUCUACAAGUUCGCAUUUGAGGUGGACUCAGAGUUACAAUGGAUAAAAGAACAUUUUCCUGCUCUUGGUUCGGAUAGUCUCGGACAGAAUUUGCAUCAAACUCAAACAUUAUAUAAAAAACAUAACAAACUUGAAGCAGAAAUUUUAGGACAUGAGCCCAUUAUCACGAAAACAGUAGAAAAUGGGCAAGCCCUUGUUGACGAAGACCAUCCUAGGAAGAAAAACGUUGAAAACUUAUGUAAACAAUUGUUACAAUAUUGGGAAGAUCUUAACAAUAACGUAAAAUUACGAUCAGCCAAACUGGAAGAAGCUCUGAAGGCACAACAAUUUUUCUUCGAUGCAAAUGAAAAAUGUUGUUAUGAAUUUAGAGAAAGAUGGGAUAAAUUGUGGCAGCAAAUUCACAAUCGUGAAAGACGACUUUUGGCAGCCGGUGAAAUUCACCGUUUCCACAGAGAUGUAGCAGAAUCUCUAUCCAGGAUUCACGAAAAGAGUGCAGCAUUGGGUACCGAACUUGGGAGAGAUCUAAACUCAGCCCUUGCUCUUCUUCGAAGACAGGAGGCUUUUGAUAAUGAAUUGGUAGCUCUUGAGGCUCAACUCCAAGUUCUUAUUGACGACGGAGUGCGUUUACAAAACGCUUAUCCAAGAAACAAGGAGCAAAUACAACAGAAACAAGAAUUAGUCAUAACAGCAUGGCAAGGCCUCAAAGAAAGGGCGGACAUGCGCAGAGAUAAACUUCAAGCUAGCGUUGAUCUUCAAAAAUUCUUGGCCCAAGCACGAGAUUUAACGAGUUGGGCAUCCGGUUUACGAAUCGCCAUGAAUGCAGAAGAGAGUGUCCGUACUCUGGCGCAAGCGCAAGCACUGAAAGCAGAACAUGACGCUUUAAAAAGUGAAAUCGAAGCAAGAGAAGAAAGUUUUCAAGCUGUUGCCGACAUGACUACAGCAAUGGCACAAACAGGGCACGAUGCAGCUAACGAGGCAGUUGAAAGAUGCACAGCUUUGCUGCAAGAGCACGACAAACUCCAUGCGGCAUGGCAAACAAAAAAGACACGCUUAGAUCAAGUGAUAGAUUAUUUAUUCUUCCUUAGAGAUGCUAAACAGAUAGAAAAUAUUUGUAAUACACAAGAAGCAGCAUUAAGUGGCACUGAUCUUGGAGAAACUGUGGAUGAAGUAAGCAACCAGCUUAAGAAACAUGACGCUUUCGAGAAACUUUUCAACACUCAAGAAGAAAGAGUAGAUCAAUUACUGAAAUCUGCAGACAAACUAAUAGCCCAAAAGCACUUUGAAACUCCUCAAAUCUCAAGUAAAGUAGCUGAUGUUCAGCAAAAACGGCAACGAGUUCGACAACUUUGCAUGCAGAAACGCCAUCAACUAGAAGACGCCCUUCUCUACGCUCAGUUCUUAAGAGACGUUGGAGACGCUCAAGCCUGGAUUCACGAGAAGCAAAAGAAACUGCAAUCCGAAAUUAAAGUUGGAGAAGUCAAUAGUUUGGACGAUAAAAUGAAAAAAUUACAAAAAUACCAAGCGUUUCAAGCAGAAGUCGCAGCUAACGAAGGCAACAUAAAAGAGAUAAAAUACAAAGGUGAAACAUUAGUACAAAAACGUCAUAAGGCUACUCCAGAUAUUAAACGACAACUGGUAGAUCUUGAUCAAACGUGGAAUCAGCUUAUUCACGAAGUUGAACUGAGGGGAAAAGGUUUAGAAGAGGCUCAUGAUAUUCUAGAGUUUAAUAACCAACUCGAUAAAAUGGAAGCCUGGAUUCGGGACAAAGAAGUCAUGGUUCAAGCAGGGGAUAUUGGUGUAGAUUAUGAGCAUUGUCAAUCACUACAGCGCAAAUUAGACGAUGUAGACAGUGACAUGAGAGUAGACGAUACCACAAUAAAAAGUAUCAAUGGUCUCGCCAAUAAACUACUUAAUCAAGGUCACCAGGGUGUACAACAAAGAAGAAAUAACUUCAUUAAAAAAUGGCAAAAUCUACAAGGUGCUCUUGGCCAAUACAGAGAACGUUUACACGGGGCUUCAGAAGUUCAUCUCUUUAAUCGUGACAUUGCUGAUACUUCAGAAAGAAUUAAAGAAAAAAUAUUGUCUAUGGAAAAGAAUGAUCCUGGAAGAAGUUUGACUACAGUAGAAACGGCGCAACGCAAACAAGAGCAGCUGGAAAGAGAAUUAACAGCUGUGGAAAAUAAACUUAAAGAUCACGACAAAGAGGCUUAUAAACUUAGUCAAAAAUAUCCUGAAAAUGCAGAACACAUACAAGAGAAACUCGAAGAGUUACUCCAACAGUGGAACAAUUUAUUAAACGUAAAAGACAAGAAACGCCAAGAUCUCGACAAAGCCCAUACAAAACAAAAGUUUCUCGCUGAAAUUAAUGAUUUGGAUCUUUGGGUUAUGGAAAUUAUCAAACGUAUGGAAAACCAAAAUAAACCCAACAGUGUAGCAGAGGCUGAAGCAUUACUAGAGCUUCAUAAAGAAAGAAAAGCAGAAAUUGACGGAAGACAAGAAACCUUCGAGGCUCUGACUGAAUUUGGCUUGAGUUUGGCUAAAAGCAACGAUCACGAAGUAAACCAAGCAGUAGAAAAACUGAAGGAAUUAGACGAACUCCUUUUAGACGCUUGGAAGAAACACCUUCAAGAUUUAACUCAUGCAUAUCAGCUCCAAGAAUUCAAGGAACAGGCAGAUCAAUUAGACAGUUGGUUAGGUUCUAAAGAAGCUUUCUUGAACAACGACGAUGUGGGAGAAACGCCAAGGGCAACCGAUGCUUUAAUAAGAAAACAUCAAGACUUUGAAAAGUUAUUAAAUCAACAACUCAAUAGAAUUGACGAUUUGGAAAAAGUUGGAGAAGAAAUUUUAGCCGACGUUAAUUAUAAUAACCAAGAAGUGAAAACACGAUUGGAUUCUGUUUUGGCCAGAAAGAGUCGUCUUAUUGAUGCAACAGAAGCCCGCGGUCAAAAAUUGGAGGAUUCUAGAGCCUUACAUCAAUUCAGAAGAAACAUACAUGACGUCGAAAACUGGUUAACACAAAAAAUUCAAAUUGCUAGUGACGAAUCUUACAGAGAUCCAAGCAACAUGCAAAGUAAAAUUCAAAAACACGCCGCGUUUGAUGCUGAAAUUUUGGCCAACCGUAACCGUAUUCAAGCGGUAUUAACCGAAGGAAUAAACUUAAUUAAAGAGAAACAUUUUGCAAGUGAAGAAAUCCGUAUAAGAAUCGACGAUUUGGAAAACGAUUGGAAACAUCUCCAAGAAAUAUCGCAUCUAAAAAGGGAACGACUUAAUGAUGCCUACCAAGCUCUUCUGUUUGACCGCGCGUUAGACGAAUUUUUGGCAUGGUUAGAUGAAGUUGAAGCUCAAUUGAAGUCUACAGAUACAGGAAAAGACUUGGCAACGGUGAACAACCUUCUAAAGAAACACUCAGUUUUGGAAAACAAUGUUCAACAACAUUCAGAAAACUGCGAGGCAAUAAAUGAAGCAGCUGAACAUUUUGUCAAAAACGGUCAUUUUAUGGCGAAUGAGCUACAGGAAAGAGCUCAAGAUGCAAUCACCAGGUAUCAUCAACUCCAAGAACCUAUGCAAGAAAGGAGGGAUCAUUUGGAGGCUUCAUAUAUGUUACACCAAUAUAUCAGAGAUGUGGAUGACGAACUACAAUGGUUAGUAGACAGAGAACUUCUAGCUUCGUCUAAAGAUUUAGGCAACAGUUUAACGACUGUUCAACAUCUUCAGAAAAAGCAUUUGGCUCUAGAAGCUGAACUAUUAUCUCGUGAACCUAUAAUAAAUACAUUGAUAGCCAGAGCAGGACAGCUAACUAGAUCGGGUCAUAAUGCUGCUCCUAUAAUCAAUCAAAAAGCUAAAGAACUGAAAACCAAACUCGUCCAAAUCAAAGAUCUUUCCAGUAUUAGAAAGCUGAGAUUACAAGAUGCCCUUGAAGCACAAACAUAUUACACCGAAGCAGCUGAGGCUGAAACUUGGUUGAGGGACAAAAGGCCUUUAUUGGCCUCCAAGGAAAUUGGAAAGGACGAAGAUUCAACCCAAUCACUUCAGAGGAAAUUGGAAGGGCUUAGUUGCGAAGUUGAAGCAUUUGAGAAAAAUGUCGAGCGACUGGAAAUUAUCGCAAAGAAGUUGAUCGAUAGAAAACAUUUUGACAGUCCAAAUGUAUCAGCAAAACAAAAACAAAUAGAAUCACGAUUUGAUGAAUUAAAAACUUUACUUAACGAACGAGAACAGAGACUUGUCGAAGCUUUAGAAUACUUCAACUUCAUUCGAGAGUGUAACGAAUUACAAGAAUGGAUGACCGAACAACAAGUGAAGGCCGCAUCUGAAGAUUAUGGUACGGACGUAGAACACGUUGAGCUUCUUAUUAACGCUUUCGAAACGUUCCUCUCGAGUCUCAAUAACAGCGAACAAAGAGUACAUAACUGCGUCGAUGGUGGUAAAAAACUAAUCAUGGUCAAUAACGAACACAGUGAUAAAAUAGAAAUGAAGGUAGCUGAAAUACAAGAUCAAUGGGACGAUCUUAUAGAGCUUGCCCAGGCACGACAUGACGCACUCCUCGGAGCGAAACAAGUGCAUUUAUUCGAUAGGACUGCUGACGAAACAAUAGCAUGGAUUAUAGAAAAAGAUGCAACUCUGGCUUUGGAAACCUAUGAACAGGAUUUAGAAAGCAUCCAAGCUUUGAUAAGAAAACAUCAAGCCUUCGAAACGGAGUUAGCCGCGGUGAAAGAACAGGUCGAGGCAGUUUGUAAAGAAGCUAAAAAGUUAAGUGAACUAUUUCCUGAUGCUGAGGAGCACAUCGAAGUAAAAAAAGAAGACACAUUAUCUUCUUGGGAAGAAUUGCAAAUCAAAGCAGAACAAAGACGAAAUAAUCUUCAAGAAGCAGAACAAUUACAAACUUAUUUCGAUGAACACAGAGAUUUAAUGGCUUGGAUAAAUGAAAUGCUGGCGAAAAUCACUGCCCCAGAUCUGCCUCACGAUGUUACGGGUUCCGAACACCUAAUAGAACGUCAUAAAGAAUUAAAAGCGGAAAUUGACGCUCGCGAGGACUCAUUUGAAAACUUCUUCAAAGUUGGUCGAAGAUUAAUUGCCGAAAAUCACUUCUUAUCUCAAGAAAUUCAGGAUCGUAUCAAUAUUCUCAAUCAUCGCUGGAACCUUCUCCACAGAACGUGGCAACAAAGAAACGUAAUCUACGAACAGCAUCUUGAUGUCCAGUUGUUCAAACGUGAAGCAAACAAUUUAGAGAACUGGCUGCAGGUACGCGAAGGAAAUCUCAAGGAUGGAGUUUACGGAGAGAGCAUUCCUCAAGUGGAAGAACUAUUGAGGAAGCACGACGACUUUGAAAAGACCAUUGAAGCUCAAGAAGAUAAGUUCGCCGCUUUACAAAGACGAACACUGGUUGAAGAAGCUUUUGCCCGGCAGAAAGAAGAAGAAGCCAGAGCCCGACAAGCCGAGAAAGAACGAUUGGAGCAUGAGCGUAUAGCCCAGCGGAAGCGUCUCGAAAUGCAGAGGAUAACGGAACAGCGACGUCUAGAACAACAAGAUCGCAAGGAAAGGCCAAAAGAAAUUCAUGAAGAAAAGAUGAAUGGAGCUCCUUAUGCCCAAGACAACGAAAAGAGCAAUUCUACGUCCGCGUCAUCUUUAACCAAAUCAAACUCAGUGGCUCACAUGUUUGGUGACAGAGUUCGAAAAGCGUCAGAUGCUAACGUUAAAAGGGCAGAAAGCAUGAAGGUUUCUUCCAUUGCAAAACCAGUUAAGAAAACGCCUUCCUUCAACACGAAAAGAAGAGCGGGAUCUUUCAGGAGCAAAGCAAGCGAGGUAGAAUUGCCUCCUGUAGAGAUACAAGCUUUUCUGGAACGAAAACAAGUAUUGAGCGCAGGUGGAAAACGAGCUCAAAACAGAGCAUGGAAAAACUAUUACACCGUCCUUUGCGGGCAACUUCUGUGUUUCUUUAAAAAUCGAGACGAUUUCGCGGCCAGCAAAGCGAUUUCGUCACCCGUAGGAAUUCACAACGCCAUCUGUACCGUUGCCGAUGACUAUGUUAAAAGAAAACACACGUUUAGACUGGUGACACCUGAAGGGUCCGAAUUUUUAUUCGCCUGCAACAACGAGGCCGACAUGCUCGAAUGGGUGGGAAAGAUCAGAUUCAGGGCCAAGUUACCUCCAAGCCAACAGCUAAUUAAUUUUGAAGUACAAAAGGUAACUUUUCUGGAUUACGGAAGAGAUCGUGAUGCUGCCACAAAAUUGCUUACAAAACACAAGGCUUUGGAGCUGGAGUUGGAAACUUACAACGGAAUAAUUACGGAAAUGGGUAGAGGAACUCAAGCUCUAAUCCAUUCUGGCCACCCAGAAUCGAAAGCUAUAGCUGAAAGGCAAGCUACUUUAGAGCACAUGAUCCGUUCUCUUCAACGUAGGGCUGCUGUAAGACAACAUAGACUUAUGGAGUCCUUGUUCAGACACGAAUAUUUCUUAGAAUCAGAAGAUCUAGAUAGAUGGAUAGCUGAACAACUUCAGCAUGCAGCAUCUGAAGAUUACGGACAAGAUUAUGAACAUCUCUUUUACAAACAAAAUUUGACGAUUUUAAACAUAGAGUGGAGGCAGGAACUGAGCGAUUUAAUCAAUGCGAAGAUCUCGCCCAGAAACUUAUCAAUAACGACAGUCCUUACAGCAAAGAUAUCGAGAGGAAGCAAAAACAAAUCGACCGCGGUGAAAGAACAGGUCGAGGCAGUUUGUAAAGAAGCUAAAAAGUUAAGUGAACUAUUUCCUGAUGCUGAGGAGCACAUCGAAGUAAAAAAAGAAGACACAUUAUCUUCUUGGGAAGAAUUGCAAAUCAAAGCAGAACAAAGACGAAAUAAUCUUCAAGAAGCAGAACAAUUACAAACUUAUUUCGAUGAACACAGAGAUUUAAUGGCUUGGAUAAAUGAAAUGCUGGCGAAAAUCACUGCCCCAGAUCUGCCUCACGAUGUUACGGGUUCCGAACACCUAAUAGAACGUCAUAAAGAAUUAAAAGCGGAAAUUGACGCUCGCGAGGACUCAUUUGAAAACUUCUUCAAAGUUGGUCGAAGAUUAAUUGCCGAAAAUCACUUCUUAUCUCAAGAAAUUCAGGAUCGUAUCAAUAUUCUCAAUCAUCGCUGGAACCUUCUCCACAGAACGUGGCAACAAAGAAACGUAAUCUACGAACAGCAUCUUGAUGUCCAGUUGUUCAAACGUGAAGCAAACAAUUUAGAGAACUGGCUGCAGGUACGCGAAGGAAAUCUCAAGGAUGGAGUUUACGGAGAGAGCAUUCCUCAAGUGGAAGAACUAUUGAGGAAGCACGACGACUUUGAAAAGACCAUUGAAGCUCAAGAAGAUAAGUUCGCCGCUUUACAAAGACGAACACUGGUUGAAGAAGCUUUUGCCCGGCAGAAAGAAGAAGAAGCCAGAGCCCGACAAGCCGAGAAAGAACGAUUGGAGCAUGAGCGUAUAGCCCAGCGGAAGCGUCUCGAAAUGCAGAGGAUAACGGAACAGCGACGUCUAGAACAACAAGAUCGCAAGGAAAGGCCAAAAGAAAUUCAUGAAGAAAAGAUGAAUGGAGCUCCUUAUGCCCAAGACAACGAAAAGAGCAAUUCUACGUCCGCGUCAUCUUUAACCAAAUCAAACUCAGUGGCUCACAUGUUUGGUGACAGAGUUCGAAAAGCGUCAGAUGCUAACGUUAAAAGGGCAGAAAGCAUGAAGGUUUCUUCCAUUGCAAAACCAGUUAAGAAAACGCCUUCCUUCAACACGAAAAGAAGAGCGGGAUCUUUCAGGAGCAAAGCAAGCGAGGUAGAAUUGCCUCCUGUAGAGAUACAAGCUUUUCUGGAACGAAAACAAGUAUUGAGCGCAGGUGGAAAACGAGCUCAAAACAGAGCAUGGAAAAACUAUUACACCGUCCUUUGCGGGCAACUUCUGUGUUUCUUUAAAAAUCGAGACGAUUUCGCGGCCAGCAAAGCGAUUUCGUCACCCGUAGGAAUUCACAACGCCAUCUGUACCGUUGCCGAUGACUAUGUUAAAAGAAAACACACGUUUAGACUGGUGACACCUGAAGGGUCCGAAUUUUUAUUCGCCUGCAACAACGAGGCCGACAUGCUCGAAUGGGUGGGAAAGAUCAGAUUCAGGGCCAAGUUACCUCCAAGCCAACAGCUAAUUAAUUUUGAAGUACAAAAGGAAAUACACGAAAUAGAUGCAAGUUCAACAUCAAGUAGAACAUCCAGUCCGGAUAUAUCGGAAGCUGUGGUCUUAAGACACGACCCUCAGUUCCAAAAUCAAAAUGGCAAUUCAACUGGCUGGAGGCAUACCCUCUCAGGGGAAAGUCCACCGCCAUUACCAGCCAGCGAACCGCCUAAUAAUCACACAAGUCGAAGGUACACAUUAGAAAACAGUGGAGACAUUCAUGGAUAUGGUGGUUCCGAUUCAGGUAAUUCUCGUUCGGACUGGCAAAGUUCGACAAUGUCUAGACCUAGUAGUAUUCAGCCAAAUGAUCAUAAAAGAUCCUCUUCUCGGAUAAUGGACUUGUUUCGAAAAAAGCGGCACCCAUCUUCGCAGAUGUAA